AUGGAGGACCAGCAAGUGCAACAGACACCUCUUCGGAAGCGAUUCUUGGACCAGGUCCUAUCGUCGAACAGCACUGAGAGACCCGCAAAGCAACAGAAAGACGAAGCUGUUUGCGGCAAGGGUGAGAAAGCCCUCGAUAAGAUCCUCGUACCCGACACUGAAGAUGAUGGUUCAAGCACAUUGCACAACGGCGACCUUCCAGGCGCACUGGAUAACGGAAUUCUGGGCACUGGUGCCCGGGAUGACCCUAUCAGGUUUCCGACUUGGGAGUCAGGCAACGUGAUAUCAAGCAAGUGUCACGGAACCUUUAUUGAGCUCUCAGACGACGAAGACGAAGGGAACAAGAACCACAGUCAUCGUACGACCUCUCCCAAUGCCUUCAAGUCUGUUUGCCCGCUUCAUAUCACUGGGAAAGAAAGCGCCGAGUCAACAGGAGCAAUAGCAUCACUUAUGCGGAAACAGGCGUCCCUUGGACCUAGGUCGCCCCUCUCCGUCGACAGUAAAAGCUCCGCAGAGAAUGUCAUUAGUACAGAUGCAUUGAUGCUUUUCGGUCAUCUAUUGAAGAACCCCAACCGCCUUGUCAAGCUCGAGGAAUAUGAUCUUGAACAUAGCGACGACGAGUUCUUCGAGUAUCCUUUCCCGGAUGUUGCACCUUCAAUCAACGGAAGAUCUGGGAACGUUUUUCGUAGCGGUGUCUCAAAGCAAGCUCGCGCCAAGGACCGAGGAAAGCAGCCAGUGUCAAUGGCAGUAGCUGCAACAGAAGACAACUUUUUCUUCGUCCCUGCUGCACAGGACCGAGAUGAAGCUGACGACUCCGAUUUGAUCAUUGCAUUUGAAAAGUCAAAACCUGCAGGCACGCUUGACAAGCCUUGGAUGAUCUCCGUGCAAGAAGAGCACGAGGAAGCCCGCGAGUCAAACAGGGUGAGAGAUUCCUCGGACAUCGAAAUACAACCCGGCCACUGCGGCGAUCUUCUUUACGCACCAAGUGUCGCAUCAAUGGCAUAUCAAGGCUCAGAUUCCUUAUCAUCAGCAAAGACGCAAUUGACUGCAUCUCGGGCGCCACUAGAGCUGGCCUCAAGCAUCAACUGGAACAAGUCUCUACCCUUAGCCACCAGAAAGCGACUCUUCUUUGACACUUUCCAUCACCUACAACGUGCCCGUCUAGAGAGUUCCAUUCAAGGAUACUACUCCAACAUCCAAAGCGGCAUAUCCAUAACUGAAUGCUGGCUCUACACGGGUAGUAAGUUGCCGAAACCUCCAAUCCAAGGUCUCGCCAUGUCUGUCACAUUGCGCUGUAACGGCCAUACUGAGCGCUUGGGCCUCAAUCCCCUUAUGGUCAAGUUGCUCUUAGAUGGAAAUCUGAGUCAAGAGCAGAUUGAUGGCGUCGUGGAGCACUCGUGGCAUACUAGCCAUCUCUGCGGCAAUUGGACAUGCUUUAACACUGCACACGUUGUCCUGGAGCCUGGUUCGGUCAACAGCAACCGGAAUGCAUGCUUCCAUGACAUUGAUGGACCAUGUUUCCAUAUUCCCAGAUGCCUGAAGCAUCUGAAGCUAGACAAGAGUCUUCUUGGGCGAGCCACCGACCAAGCAAGUCUGAACGUAACUGCGGCGAGGAACGGGCAUUGGACUGGUGACAACGGCGUCUGUGAACGGGAGACCUUGAAUUUGAGCGGGUGGCUAUCUGCCCUGCUUCUCGGUAAAGACGCGAUGAAUGGGUACGCAGAGGUGGUAGCUAAUGAUAUGUCUGUGUUUCGCAAGCGGUUGACAAAUGGAUGA
Messenger RNA from Paraphaeosphaeria sporulosa, 1776 nucleotides. RefSeq lists its product as uncharacterized. Lineage: Eukaryota; Fungi; Ascomycota; Dothideomycetes; Pleosporales; Didymosphaeriaceae. Bases 1 to 1776 code for a protein of 591 amino acids. The record is from RefSeq and is a predicted model, not a curated record. The transcript has 3 exons. Gene Ontology annotation, molecular function: endonuclease activity.